Messenger RNA from Pelodiscus sinensis (Chinese soft-shelled turtle), 1047 nucleotides. RefSeq names its product PH domain containing endocytic trafficking adaptor 2 (gene PHETA2). The record is from RefSeq and is a predicted model, not a curated record. Gene Ontology annotation, biological process: receptor recycling; endosome organization; retrograde transport, endosome to Golgi. Lineage: Eukaryota; Metazoa; Chordata; Testudines; Trionychidae. Gene Ontology annotation, cellular component: recycling endosome; early endosome; trans-Golgi network.
CGAUGGAAAGUCCUUUCCGCUCCCUUCCCCCCUUCCAGCCCUUUGUACUUGGCUCUGCCUGAGCUCCUGGCUGGGGGAUUGGCUUCGCAGCCGGCCCCACUUGGAGAGCGCCUCUCCCCCAGUCUCAGCAAAGCUGACGGCCCUAUGGCAUCUCCCAAACAAGAGGCCCUAGUCCAGGACGAUGAAGCUGAACGAGCGAAGUGUGGCACAUUACGCCACAUGUGACUCUCCGGCAGACCAUGCUGGCUUCCUUCACAAGCGCGUCGAGCGGCACCACCACCAUCACCAUACCACUUCCUACCACCGGCGCUGGUUCAUUCUCAAGGGCAACCUGCUGUUCUAUUUUGAAGAUCGUGACAGUCGGGACCCCCUGGGGCUUGUUGUGCUGGAGGGCUGCACCGUGGAGCUGUGCGAGGCUGCUGAGGAGUUUGCCUUUGCCAUCCGCUUCGAUGAUGCCGGUGCCAAGGCCUACGUGCUGGUGGCUGACAGCCAGGCCACCAUGGAGGCCUGGGUGAAGGCAUUGUCACGAGCCAGCUUUGAUUACAUGCGUUUGGUGGUGAGAGAGCUGGAAAAACAGCUGGAGGAUGCUCGUAAGAGCUUGGCUGCCUGCCGCAAAUCUCCAAGGAAGUUGUCAUCUGGCAGAAAAAGGCAUUUGUCCAAUCCUGCUAUGGCGCCCGUCCAGGAACAACCUCCCAUCUUGGAGAACGGUUAUUCUACAUGGGGCUGUGGUUACAUCCCUGCAGGGGCAUCCUGCUCUGACCACAACGGGGGGUGUUCCAAGCCUCCACCUUUGCCUCCUCGCCGGCGCUUGGCAGCUGGCAGUGGAUGUGGAGCACCCGCCUUUGGCCUUGCUCUGACUGGGCAGGAAAGCCCUGUGUCUCCGGAGACAGUGUGUUUUUCCAAGCUACACAACUGGUAUGGUCAGGAGAUAGCAGAGCUAAGGAGGGAGUGGAUGGAAAGCCAGAGGAGCAAGGAACUGUGAUCUGCAGGAGGCAAGGCAUGGAGUGACACGUAAGCCCAUUCUGAGAGUAUUGUUGCUGUGCUUGG